UGAGCAUGCUCUGAACGAGUUUUCAAACGAAUUUUGACGGCUUCGAGGAAAACUAUUUCUGUAGGAUAUUUUGGGUUAUGAUUACAAAAUGAGUCUUGCUGAAAUCUGUGAAAAUGCAAAAAUGGCACGCGAGUAUGCUCUCCUUGGCAACUACGACACAUCACUAGUGUAUUACCAGGGAGUUAUACAACAAAUACAGAAGCACAUCCAGCAGUUGAAAGAUGAUGCCAUCAUGAAACAGGAAUGGCACCAGGUACGUCAGUCGAUUGUCAAAGAGUAUGACCAAGUCAAAGAAAUCAAUCAAACCCUUGCAAAUUUCAAGAAGGAUACAGUACACUUUGGAGGGCCUCGGCGUUCACAUGAAGAGGAACCUACAAGGGACCCAGACGUGUGGCCACCACCCACUCCAGUUGAGAGAGACAACAGGUAUAUGUUCUACUACUGUUAAACAUAGAAAUGCCAUAAAAUCAUGAUUAUUUAAUUUUACUUAUAG
This is a messenger RNA of Orbicella faveolata, 493 nucleotides long. RefSeq names its product katanin p60 ATPase-containing subunit A-like 1. Gene Ontology annotation, biological process: microtubule severing. Gene Ontology annotation, molecular function: microtubule severing ATPase activity; ATP hydrolysis activity; microtubule binding. Gene Ontology annotation, cellular component: microtubule cytoskeleton. NCBI's taxonomy places the organism in Eukaryota, Metazoa, Cnidaria, Anthozoa, Scleractinia, Merulinidae. The record is from RefSeq and is a predicted model, not a curated record.